AUGAGCCAUCGAGUGUGGCAGGCGCUGAAUCCGCGCGGCAAGGGGAAGGAGGAGCGGUCCCGCUCGGCGGAGAGGGAGCGGCGCCUCGGGGGAGGGCGCGUGGGCGAGUUCCGCCCGCGCGGCGAGCGCCAGGAGCAGGGAGAGUGGAGCGGCGGCGCUUCGCAUUCGGCAGGACGGCAGCAGCCGCGCGGUGAGAGGGGGCGAGAGGCGGAAACAGCGUCGCCGAAGCGGCACGGUCAGCAGCAAGGGGGACGCAGCAGCACCAUGCGCUCGCCAGGCCGGACUAGGCAGAGGGAGCGGAGAGACAGCAGCUGGUCCCGCUCGCCGGACGGACAACACACGCGCAAGGAGAAGUACGCGGGGGAGCGGUCACCGCGGCGUCAGCCGCGCACUUGGAGGGAGCACUUGGACGCCUGGUCACCAUCGCCAGAGAGGCGGCCGCGGCGCGAGAUGAGCAGAUGGGAGGAGCGGGAGGUGCACGGACCGCCGACGGUGCAGUGGGGACGGACAGAGGGGCGAGGAGGAUCGAGGGAGAGGCGGUACGAGGCAGGCGGAAGCCGCCAAGAGAGCAGAACGGGAGGCGAAACUCUGGCGCAAGGGGCAGAGCGGGCGCGGGAAGCUAGAGAGGGCAUGCAGAGGGCACGGGCGAGGGGAACAGAGAGGAGUCGGCAGGAAGGGGCCAGCGAGGCAUGGGGAGAGGGGCGUGGGGGCAGCAACGGCGCCCCGCGGUAG
Messenger RNA from Closterium sp. Naga37s-1, 732 nucleotides. The record is from the annotation of a GenBank genome assembly. NCBI's taxonomy places the organism in Eukaryota, Viridiplantae, Streptophyta, Zygnematophyceae, Desmidiales, Closteriaceae.